AAAGAAAGAAGAGAAGAAGAUGGGGAGAUCACCAUGUUGUGAAAAAGAACACACAAACAAAGGAGCAUGGACUAAAGAAGAAGAUGAAAGGUUAAUAGCUCACAUCAAGGUACAUGGUGAAGGUUGUUGGCGUUCUUUGCCUAAGGCUGCUGGUUUACAACGGUGUGGUAAGAGCUGCCGCCUCCGUUGGAUUAACUACCUCCGUCCUGAUCUCAAGCGUGGUAACUUCUCUGAUAAUGAAGAUGAACUCAUCAUCAAGCUCCAUAGUCUUCUUGGCAACAAGUGGUCAAUGAUAGCUGCAAGACUGCCAGGAAGAACAGAUAAUGAGAUAAAGAACUAUUGGAACACACAUAUAAGGAGGAAGCUAUUAAGUAGAGGAAUAGAUCCAUUAACUCAUAAACCUAUCAAUAAUAUUGACAAUGUUUCUAAUCUCACAAUAUCAUUCAAGAACAUGCAAGACAAGAGCAUUCAAGAAGAAAUAUCUCCAAUAUGGAAUCAACAAGAAGAACUUCUUCGACGACAAAAUCAUCGAUGCCCCGACUUGAAUCUAGAUCUCUGCAUUAGCCCUCCUUCUCAAGAUAAUAAGUAUUUGGAUAAUAUUAAUGUUGGCAAGGAGAGAACUCUCAUGUGUUUUAGUUGCAGUUCAGCUGGGUUGCAGAAUAGAGAAGAAUGCCAAUGUUAUGAACCCUUUCUUAGUAUUAGUAAUAAUAGUGUUCUUGUUAAAUAUAUGUAAGAAUCCUUCUUCACUACAUACACCAUGAAACCCUAACUUUGUAUUGUAUAUAUGCAUGAAUGAAAUCUUUUGUUCUAUAUAUUUAA
Molecule: messenger RNA, 819 nt
Organism: Dioscorea cayenensis subsp. rotundata (Guinea yam)
Lineage: Eukaryota; Viridiplantae; Streptophyta; Magnoliopsida; Dioscoreales; Dioscoreaceae
Product: myb-related protein 308-like
Exons: 2
Coding region: 20-733 (237 amino acids)
Source: RefSeq, a predicted model, not a curated record